This is a messenger RNA of Caenorhabditis remanei, 741 nucleotides long. RefSeq lists its product as uncharacterized. Lineage: Eukaryota; Metazoa; Nematoda; Chromadorea; Rhabditida; Rhabditidae. The record is from RefSeq and is a predicted model, not a curated record. The coding region runs from base 1 to 741 and encodes 246 amino acids. The transcript has 7 exons.
AUGAAUGGAAAGCGUGUUCGUCACCAGUCAAAUGGCAUCCAAGAAAUUUCUACUCGUAGAAAUGUCUCUGAAAGUUCCGAUGAUGAUGAUAUUCGUGUCGUCUAUGAUUCGGCACAAGAGAUUGAAAAAGACCAGGUGAUCGCAGGCUUGAAAGAGCAGCUAGAGCAAAAAGAUGCCCGCAUCCGACAAGUGGAAAUGGAGCGAGAUGCCCGAAUCCGACAAGUUGAAUUCGAGCGAGAUGCCCGAAUCCAACAAGUUGAAUUCGAGCGAGAUGCUCGAAUCCGAGAAGUGGAACUCGAGCGAGAUGCCGAAAUCGGAGUCUUGAUGAAAAGUUUUGGAAUUAUGAAAGGAAAAAUUGAAGCUAAAAAUGUACAGAUACAAGAACUGGAAAGUCUGCGAGAAACGGAGGUAGGAGAUUUGAUGAAAGUCAUUGAUGCCUUGAAAGAAGAAGUGAAAUCUAAAAAUAUGCAAAUUGCGUCUCAAACUGUUCUCGAAAGCAAGAUGUACAAAGUCAAUGAAUCGAAGGAAGCUGUCGAAAGCGAAAACUUGGAGUUGAAAGGUCGCGAAGCUGAAAGUCUGAAAGCCUUUGAGAAUAUGGUGAUCAAAUGUAAAACAUUUGAGAAUAUUUCAUUGGAUUUGGAUAGUCAUCUCUUUCAACGCAACGCACAAGUCCUUGAAUUGGAGAAAAAACUGGUAGAUGCUGGUACGAUACUCUUAUUUCUUCUUCUUGUGAAGAGUUGA